Messenger RNA from Tripterygium wilfordii, 2162 nucleotides. RefSeq lists its product as uncharacterized. The transcript is spliced from 18 exons. The record is from RefSeq and is a predicted model, not a curated record. Bases 39 to 1730 code for a protein of 563 amino acids. NCBI's taxonomy places the organism in Eukaryota, Viridiplantae, Streptophyta, Magnoliopsida, Celastrales, Celastraceae. Gene Ontology annotation, molecular function: protein binding.
CUAAGCCCUAAAAUUAAUUAACCAAGAAGAAGGAAUGCAUGGGCCGAGAGGCUUUCCAAAUGGGCCACUUCCAAGUCAGUCUAUUCCCAUUAAUAGUGGGCACGGCCCAAAUGAUCACUGUUUCACGCCCAGCCCAUCAUUGUGGGCUUUUUUUCUCUUUGAGAAAAAGAAGAGGGGAGGAGGAAAAAGAAGAACAAAAGGAAGGGCGCGCUUUCGAGUUGAACAAAAAGGAGCGCGGGCUUCGGACUUCCGAGUUGAAGAAAACUCGACUGGAAUUUUCAUUUCGUAACUUUUGGUUUCUGAUGGACAAGUAUGUUGUCACUCUCAAACCCGCUACGAAAGACCCUAAAUCAAUUCGAAGGUGUCGAUGGAAGCGGAGUGUCCUCGAAUUGAAUGGAAGGUUUGAGCCCAAUUAUCGUCACGACCUAUCUACCUUACUUAUGCAAUCCUACUAUGAAGUUGGGAAUUUUUCACAUCUUUAUAGUUUCAAUGGACUUCCGUGCCAAACCCAUAUUAAUCGGAUUGCGGAGACUGUAUCUCGUACAGAUGACCGAAUACCAGUUAAAAAGCAAGGCUUAUCUGCACUGGAAUUUGACUCCAAGGGAAUUUACUUGGCAUCAGUUACAAAAUCGGGAUGUUUAACAGUGCACGAUUUUGAGGUUCUUUAUUGUCAGAGUCAGACUAAGGACUCAUCGCCAUGCUCGCAAGAAGAUGAAAGUAAAAUUUUAGUGCACCUUUCUGUGCCUCUAGAACUUGAUUCGGUUCGAUGGAAUCCUUCUAACCAAGAUGAGGUGGUAUGCACAUCUAUGAAAAGUGAUGAAGUACUUCUCUUUGAUAUCAGUUACGUAUCCUCUGAACCAGCUGAAGUCUUAAAAACCAGGCGAGCUGCCACUGCUUAUGGAUCUUACAUAUGUAAGGGUUUAUCAGAUAUAGCUUUCACCAAAACUGAUGAUUCGAGGUUAAUUGCCUCUGAUACAAAUGGUGUGCUCCAUGUGUGGGAUAAAAGAACGAGUUCUCUUCCAUGUCUUGAGCUCACUACCAAUUCUUACGGCAUCGUUAACAGUAUCCAACUAAAUGUUGACAGUCAGGUUAUUUUUGGUGCUGGCAAGCAAGGGAUCAUUUAUUCAUGGGACCUUCGCGGAGGGAAAACAUCUGCCAUGUUUCAAACUCAUAAUGUUGCACGCUAUCCACCCCUAACAAGUCUGAAGUUGUCAUCGAUGCUGGAGAGGAUUGGGCCACUAAAGGCACAGUCAAAUAUAGUUUCAAAGGAAAUACACUCCAUUAAUCUUGAUCCUUCUUGCCCACAUCAGUUGGCAUUCCAUCUUGAUGAUGGUUGGUCAGGAGUGUUGGAUCUACAUAAUCUUGAAGUUACGCACAUUCAUUGCCCUCCCCCGGCUUGGUUGAAUGGUUCCUCAAUUUCGGAUGAUCAAUUACACUUGAGAAAACCAACAUGGCUACCAACAUAUUCGAUAUAUGUUGUUGGAUCAUCAUCAGAAAACGGUAUUCAUCUCUUAGAUUUCUACCCACACGCAAGCUCUCCAAGCCAUGUGUACAAUGAGGACAUAGAGAGCCUUUCCAGGGACAAUCGAAGAAAGCAACAUAAUUUCAUUCCAAUGUCUGAAGCUAUAAUUGCAUGCGCUGCUCAUCCUCUUAAUGGUACAAUUGUAGCUGGAACCAAGCAAUCAUCUCUGCUGAUGGUUUCACAAAGGAGGGGGUCCUUUGAAUGCUGAUAUUAUUGUCCAACAGACAAGGAAGACCAUCUGAAUACUGAGUUUAGUGACAUGCAGUUGAAUCAGUGCGUGCCGUGAAAGCCUAGGAUUCUUCUGAUAUAGUUCUUUUGCUUCUGCUGUUCGAAAAUGGUAUUGGAGCCGUCAUUUUUGGUUUUGGGUUGAAGGUACGGGGGAUCGCAGCAAAGGCUAUGAACCAAAAAAAAGAAAAACAGAAAGAAGCAAAAUGUGACAAUGGCCUACACCCCUGUUGGCCUGCUCAGCCGUUCGUCCACCACUGCCUUGCCGUUGACAUAAAGCAACAAUCACUUUAUCCAGUUAACAAACUGGGUUCCUGUACCUCUUAUGUUACUAAAUGAAACCUUGAUAUAAGAUUGCUGAUGGUGAUUUGAUAUCAUCGCCUUGAAGUAUUCGUGAGUUGUUUUUUUUUUCCCC